Polyodon spathula (Mississippi paddlefish) is the source of this 2690-nucleotide messenger RNA. RefSeq names its product transmembrane gamma-carboxyglutamic acid protein 4-like. The transcript has 7 exons. Gene Ontology annotation, cellular component: extracellular region. Bases 341 to 988 code for a protein of 215 amino acids. Lineage: Eukaryota; Metazoa; Chordata; Actinopteri; Acipenseriformes; Polyodontidae. The record is from RefSeq and is a predicted model, not a curated record. Gene Ontology annotation, molecular function: calcium ion binding.
GAGAACAGAUGGAAACAGUCGAUUUUCCACGACAAAUAAAUUAUUCUAUAUUGCUGAGUAGUUUCCCGUGUGGUGGCUUUGUUGUUAUUUGAAGACUUUGUAUUUGCUUAUGGGACAUCCUAGGCCUGAAGCUUUUCGGCAUUUGGGACUUUGAUCUUACUUGUUUGUGUAGUUUCGAGUGAGGAGACCAGUACGUGUCGGUUACUUUUAGUUUCACUAUGCUGUACUUUGAAAUAUGAUAUGAUUUCCUUAUUGUUCCUUGUUGCCAAACGCGAUGACAGCUCAUCAGAAGGAUAAUCGUUUUAAUAAAUGAAUUUCUCCAGGUCAGGUGUGUCCGGAAAUGGCUCUGCGGUUACUUGUAAUGUGCCAGCUAAUCACAUGUGGAUUGUCUAGAUGUACAGGAAAAUUAUUGAAGUUGGAAAGUAAUAAACACAUUUCAGAUAAUGUUUUCAUCAGUGAAGAUGAAGCAAGCAAAUUCUUAGGACGUCACCUGUUACUCAACCAUUUUGACUUUGAAAUAUUUACUCCUGGGAAUUUGGAAAGGGAGUGUUAUGAAGAAGUGUGCAACUAUGAGGAGGCAAGAGAAGUGUUUGAAAAUGUUGCUCUAACAAACGUUUUUUGGCAAGAGUACACCGCAAACGGAUAUGCCAAACCAGAUGAUCAGCAGUCUCAGAAGAUAGAUGUGGUGGCUCUCCUCACUGGCCUCGUUGCUGCCGGAGUGUCCUUAGUUUUCAUUGGGCUAUUAAGCUGGUAUUUUUGCCGUAAAAGAUGUAAAGGCCACAGCGGAUCAGGUUCUUCAGUAAUUCGUGUGAGGCGAAGCAAUGCAUCCCUUGUUGCCAGAUUAGAAGAAGUGUCUCUCACACCUGUACACCCAGCAGCAGAGGGACCAGGACUUCCUUCAUAUGCGCAGGCAAUUGCAAGAUCCGGACAACAUGAUGCACCCCCACCUCCUUAUCCAGGAUCUCGAUCAGGAACAAUGCAAAGAUAGCAAGGAAAGAACUCCUCCUCGGUUGGGUGCUUUGUGUCAUUUUUAAAUAAUUGUUUUAGGUUUUAAUACAAUUUGCAUGUGUGUUUUCGGCACGUCAGAAUUGUAUUAUUUAAAACACUUGAGAGAAUUUACUCCAAAGUGUAAUUUUAAAACACCCAGUAAUAGAACAAGAAAUAAAAAAAAAUUAAAUACAGAGGACCCCUUAACGAAUUUCCAUUGUUGUUUAUUCCAAGUUUAGUAAAUUCAAAGGGUGUCAUUGAAACUGGAGUAAGUUGUGAAUUUCAAGCUUUAAGUCCCAGAACACUACAUGCUAUGCAUUGUUGCAAAUUUCCUUUUAAAUGUUUUUGCAUUUGAUUUUUUCCCCACAUUAAUCAGCUGGUGUAUUGUUCCCACAGCAACUGUUUUCAAGAACGGUUUAUUGCUCCAGUUUUCUUUGAGAGUUUACGGUUCCUCUCAACCACUGGACGUGAAAUCCUUAUUGGUAAUAAUCCUAUGCAUAAACUGUAAACACUAGUAUGAAACUUAUAUUGCAAAUUGAUAAUUAUGUUGAAGCCAAUCUAAGAUCCCAGAUCAAUAUUAGAUUUCAUCUGAUAAUGACAGUCAGUCCUUUGCAACACACAGGGUGCACUGUAGGGUUCAGCAGUAGAUGUACAGAACUCAUUAAUAGACCCUGUGUAACUUUAAAGUUAAAUAUUGAAUCUCUGUUUAGACAAACAUAUAAUCAUGGCAGGUGAGACAGGAUCUUGAGAAGGCUUGGUCUUAUGAAGUUGCAGUUCCUGAACCAGUUUUCAAAAUACGUUUUGUUUGCUGUAGAUUUUGGUAAUAACAUUUGAACUUCAGAGCUUCCUAUAUACUGAAGCUCAUCUGCUAUAAGUAAUUUAUAUUUAUGUAAAAUAAUUGUCUUGAAUUAUUUAUAAUGCUUAUGUAAUUUUUUAAUGAGAAGCAAAUAAAAAAAAAAAAAACACAGCCAAACAAGUUGUGAUAGUCCUAUAUAUAGCAGACAUGUUCAUGAACAAUUUAUGUGGCACAGAAAAAAUAAAAAGUUUGGUAAUAUGGUAAUUUGCUCAUUUUAGUUUAGGCAUCAAUGAGAUAUGAAGGACAGGGGAUUUCUAAACCAAGCACAGAAGUUAGGAAAUGGAAAACCUAAAUAUGGUAUAGAGAUUUGAAAAAAAGAGAAUUCACCUUGAGAUUUUUACCCUGCGGUAAAAAGCAUUUAGUCAGUCAUAUUUUGUUAAGAUCUUGUUCUAGCAGAAAAGCAGUUUAUGGGGGAAAAAAAAUGCUGCUUGUUCCUAAGGCUAUUUUCUUUGUUUGACAAUGAUGAAAGACAUGCAAAGUCACCUGUUACUACUUACCUACAGGAUAACCUGCAGAAAAAUGUGAUGCACUCACAGACUGAAUUAAUAUUUAUUUAUUAAAAAUAUCUAUGACCUACUUGUGUGUUUUAACAAAUGUAUGCACACACAACUGGUGAGACCAAAGGUCUUACUGGUCCUUGUCAUGUUGAUUUUUCACGUUAUGCCUUUCCUGUUUUGAGGCUGUUUGUUUAAUACUGCAAACAGAACAAACCCUGUUUUUACCUUCCUUUUCAGCAGCAACACCACUAGGAGGUGUUUAAAAGUAACAUACUCCAUUUGGUCUGAGUUAAUCAUUUACCGCUGUACAUAAGAGCCUUCCCCUGUGCACGCUACUAUAUAUAUUAUAU